Messenger RNA from Rhipicephalus sanguineus (brown dog tick), 2158 nucleotides. RefSeq lists its product as uncharacterized. NCBI's taxonomy places the organism in Eukaryota, Metazoa, Arthropoda, Arachnida, Ixodida, Ixodidae. The record is from RefSeq and is a predicted model, not a curated record. The transcript has 4 exons. Bases 820 to 1905 code for a protein of 361 amino acids.
ACCCUGGAUAAUAUUAUUAUUAUUGCUUUCGCCUCCCCGAGCAUCUUGUGUGUGUACAGUCUCCGUAUUGUCCACGGCACGCCACGUUGUGUUGUUUCAUCCCGUCACGAGUCACUAAGGGUUACGAAUCAUCCGAGGACGACGCUUUUUUUUCUUUCUUUCUUCGUUUCCGCCUACUCUUUUUGUCCUUCCAGACACGUGACGCGGCGUCGUUUCCUUCGUUCUCCGUUAUACAUCUCGUCGUCGUCACCGCCGAUGCACGCACGCACGCGCCACACAGCGCACCUGCAUCGUAUACCUCCUCGCCGCGCGUUUUAAUUUUUCUUGGCUCUCUCGCUCGCGGUCUGCCGCGCAGCACGCACUGACGAAAUAGAGGCGCGCAGCCCGUUCUUCACAAAGGGGACGCACGGCGGAGAGAGGAGUGGCCGUGGCUGCGAGCCGUACUACACACACUGCGCCGUGUACAGAAAGAAACGGUCGUCACGAUUCUUGGUGGUGCGGCUCCGAGCGGCGGCGGCAGCUGUGUUUCCGGCUAUCAGGACUGACCUCCUCCCGUAGAGCGGCGGCGCCAUUCUACCCUCGCAGCGCACGUCGACGUCGUCCCGCGCCUAGCCACAGCGGACCUAGAGGCUCCGUUGGCUGGCUGGCAACGGCGAAAGCGCUCGUUGAAGUCGUGAGACAGGAGGACCGCACAAUGACGACUCUGGCAUAACGGCCGCCGCAGUCGGGCCUCUGGUAACGCGAAUAGUGUGUCGGUGCUGCGAGACCUCAAGACGACGGCUCGCGCAUGUUGCGAAGAGUAUCCUGCGCGGCUCGGAUAUGAUCCUCACGGCGACGGGUAUUACGAAAGACGCCGAUCUCGAUGACUGCGCUGGGGCGGCCUCGCCUGCCUUCGAGAGGCCCGCCUUUCAAAGGCAGACGUCCGAGGUCAUCUCCGCCAUCGAUGAACCGACGGAGAACAUCAAUCUUAGCUGGAACGCACCUGAGUUUUACAAGAGGUUGAAGCGCUUUCGGCGGACGCAACUUGAAUAUGACACUUGGAACCCUAACCGUUGGGCCAGCUGUCCCGAGGUGGUCAACCCUUCCCCGCAGUCGUUGUCCACUCCCAAUCCUGGCGUUCGCUUCUACGUCGGAACCAGCCCUUCGGGUCAGAGCAUCAGCGACGAGGACGAGGAGGAACGAUACAAGACGUACCUCUACUACCUUCUGAGCACCACGCGGAGCGCGAGCUCAGAGAUCCGCUUCCUAGAUCUCUUCCAGGAGGCCCAGGACAACAUCCGCGCUCUACCGCGGCAAGAGAGCAACUCGACGUUAGACGUUAUACUCUCCUCUCGGCAGCAGCUGUCCUACUCGCCUUCCAACUCAUCUGCCGUGGGUCAGCGGGCGUCCUGGUCUUCCGGCGGCGGCGACGAGUGCUUCAACCGAAGACGGCUCGUGCUUUACGCCCAAGAAGACAUCGGGGCCGGAAAAGCAUUGGCCCUCGGGCACCAACACCACGCUUACUCCCAGCCCGUCAGCCCCGAAGGAUCGCGGGUAAGCGUAGCCACGAUCAGCGCCUCAGUCAGCGAGAAGGUGACGCUGCCCAAGAGGCUCAACAACGGUGCACGCGACGCCCAUAAUGGCCGCGCGUGGUGUCGCGCCUACGACAACCCGUGCUUCGACUCGACGGGCAGCCCAAAGUCUUCGUUCCAGGACAAAACUGUCUGUGCUAGUGUUAGUAACGGUGAAACCCGCGUUGUGGCGCAACAGCCGGCACCCGUGCCGCCUUCCGACAUGCUGUUUCACCAAGACCGAAAGUGCAGUGUCUUCGAUGUACGAAGGCUCAAUGCUAUCCUUCGUUACGUGUUCUGCUGCGACUGUUGCGUGUGGGACGCGGGCCACGCGCGUCGCGCGACGGAGUCGUAGGGGUCGAUGUCUGCAACAGCGUGCGCACGUACCGCGAAUAUUGUUUGUCAUGUGAUAAUUCCUCGCGUUUUAAACGCGCCAACUGUUUCGCCUUAAGACUUGGAUGUGGUGCGAAACGAAGUUUGCACCACGUUAAUCGCAUUUUCGUAGACGUAGUGAUCGAACACAUGUUGCCAACUCGUCAGCCAAGGACUUUUCCAAAGAAAUAUUGUACAGUGAAGAAGUUUUCAGUUGUUUUUAGAAGGUUUAUUAU